AUGGAACCUGAGGAUCAAAUUGAGAAGGAAGAGCUUUAUUCAAGUUGGGCUUUAUUAAUUCAAACUGUUUUAUUAAUUGGCGCAUUAUGGACAAGUUAUUACUUACAUUUAAAACAGAUCAGAGUUAUACAUGAAACUAUCGUAUCUAUAUUUGCAGGAAUGAUUGUUGGAUUAAUUAUCAGACUUUCACCAGCUUCAACAAUUCAAAGAAUGGUUACUUUCAAUUAUACAUAUUUUUUCAAUAUUCUUUUACCACCAAUUAUUUUGAAUUCAGGAUAUGAAAUGCAAAGGGAACUUUUUUUCAGAAAAAUUGGAACAAGCUUAUUAUUCGCGUUUAUGGGAACUUUUAUAUCGGCAUUGGUUAUUGGAGUUCUCGUUGGAAUAUUGGCAUUUUUCGGAAUUGAUUCACUUUCACUAUCAUUUAUUGAUUCGUUGAUCUUUGGUUCAAUUCUGUCGGCAACAGACACGGUGACAGUGCUUGCAAUAUUUCAAUCAUUAAAAGUUGAUCCAAAAUUAUAUACAAUCAUCUUUGGCGAAAGCCUGUUGAAUGAUGCAGUUUCAAUUGUCCUUAAUUCAAAUUUAUACAUGUUAAAGCAUUCGCAAUUGCGCAAGUAUUCUUCGAUAGAGUCAUGUAUAAUCGCCUUGAUGGCGUAUUCUUCUUAUUUAUUAUCAAAUGGUAUUGAUUCAUCAGGGGUCGUAUCGUUAUUGUUCUGCGGCAUAAUUCUAAAGCAUUACGCUUAUGAUAACAUGUCAUUAAAAACCAAACGAACAACGAAAUAUUUGUUUCAUGUAUUAGCUCAACUUUCGGAAAAUUUCAUUUUUAUUUAUCUAGGGUUAACUUUGUUCACAAAAUCUGAUCUUGAAUAUAAGCCAAUAUUUAUAUUUUUUACAGCGAUAUUUAUAUGCAUAGGACGAUAUUUUGCCAUAUUUCCCUUAUCAUUUUUAGUGAAUUCUUUUGCACGAUAUCGAAACGAAAUUGAUUCAAUUCCACAAGAACAUUCUAUCAUGCUUUUCUGGGCAGGGUUACGUGGAGCUGUUGCGUUUGCACUAACGGCAGAACUUGAGGGCAGAAAUGCGAAUGCAAUGCUAACAACCAUUCUUGUUGUUGUAGUACUUAGUGUCAUAAUAUUUGGUGGUUCAACCAGUAUGAUGUUGGAAGUUCUAAAGAUUCAGACAGAAAUGAUAGUGUGUGAUUCUAUAAAUUCCGCUCAAUUAAAUAAUAUUACAUCCAAUGAAACUGAACGAAAGCAUUGGUUUAUUUCAUUUGAUGAUCGGUUUUUAAAACCGUUGUUUACGCGUCAAAAGAAUCAAAAAUAUGUUUCUCCGCAUGAUCAAAAUAAUGUUGAAAGUUUCGGGCUUGUAUCAAUUAACAAAAAAGAUAACGAAAACAUUGAAGUUAAAAAUAAUCACAUUAGAAAUAGUAGUGAUACAUUUGCAAGUGUUACGAUUAAUAAUUUUUCAACUACAAAUUUGAAUUCAAAUAAUCAAAAUUCCGAAAAUAAUCUUUUAAAUUCUUCAACAGAGACAUCUCAAUAA
Funneliformis caledonium is the source of this 1536-nucleotide messenger RNA. The record is from the annotation of a GenBank genome assembly. Lineage: Eukaryota; Fungi; Glomeromycota; Glomeromycetes; Glomerales; Glomeraceae.